This is a messenger RNA of Astyanax mexicanus (Mexican tetra), 2330 nucleotides long. Its product is annotated as gastrula zinc finger protein XlCGF7.1-like. Gene Ontology annotation, biological process: regulation of transcription by RNA polymerase II. The coding region runs from base 465 to 1199 and encodes 244 amino acids. Gene Ontology annotation, molecular function: RNA polymerase II cis-regulatory region sequence-specific DNA binding; DNA-binding transcription factor activity. Lineage: Eukaryota; Metazoa; Chordata; Actinopteri; Characiformes; Acestrorhamphidae. The record is from RefSeq and is a predicted model, not a curated record. The transcript has 2 exons.
UGAAAUGAGGACUUUUAUUUUGACAUGUUGUUGCCGGAUGUAACGCCAUCGGCUCCUGGGCGGAACUAGAGUCUUUAGUUUAGAAACACAGCAGCAGACAGUUGGAGGUUAAGGUGGAUUCAGGGCUGUUUAUUGUAUUGGAUCAGAUCAAGUAACAGAGUCAUUGUGAUGGAUUGAUUGGACAUGUUCUAAUAGUUUCAGCGCUUUGGAUAGAUGUUUGCUGUGGUUUAAAAUGAAGACUGGAUUCUCUGUAGGUGAAUAUGGAAGGGUGGUUAGAGUUUCCCCCGGUCUCCAGUAAAGUGGAGCAGCAGAAGAUCCAGCUCUGAUCAGCAGCUCCACACCUCUGUACUCAGACUGCUCUGCUGGAGGAACACCAUCAGCUCACCUGCUGCAGAAGUCAAUCCUAUGCUGUUCCAAGUCCUGAUCCUAUUGUCAACGUUCCUAACUGGACAAAGUUUAACUGCAUGAUACAGUCAACCAAAGAUUUUAAGCUGUUGAACAAAGGGGAGAACAUGGCAUCCAGAGAAAUCUCCAAUACUCAACAAACGCCCUCUCCUACACCUCACACACAAAUGCAGGAAAGUACAAACAAGAGUGAAUCUCACGACUGCUCAGACUGUGGGAAAGGUUUUACUACACAGAGAAAUCUCCAGCAACACCAGCGCAUUCACACUGGAGAGAAACUGUACAAGUGUUCAGACUGUGGAAAGCGCUUUAAUCAACUGAAUCUUCUCUUAAAACACCAGCGCAUUCACACUGGAGAGAAACCAUUUUACUGCUCAGACUGUGGGAAGAGUUUUAGAACACAGAGUAAUCUCCAGCGACACCAGCGCAUUCACACAGGAGUGAAACCAUAUCACUGCUCAGACUGUGGAAAUAGUUUUAAUAAUCUGAGUAAUCUCCAGCGACACCAGCGCAUUCACACAGGAGAGAAACCGUAUCAGUGUUCAGACUGUGGGAAAAGUUUUACUACACAGAGAAAUCUCCAGCAACACCAGCGCAUUCACACUGGAGAGAAACCGUAUCACUGCUCAGACUGUGGGAAGAGUUUUAAUCAACAGACUAUUCUUACAAAUCACCAGCUCAUUCACACUGGAGAGAAACCGUAUUACUGCUUAGUGUGUGCAGUGAGCUUUAGGUAUUUACGAACAUUCAAGAAACAUAAGUGCAUAAAGAGUAGUCUUGAAAAUGGGCAGUGACAAAACCUUUCAAGAUCCCAAACCUGGUUUUAGACAUUUUCUGAAGCAUAUUCAUAAAGCAAAAUAUAGUUAUAAGGACUAAGUGCUACGUCCAGCUUUCAGUCCAUGCCCUGAAUAUUUCCUUCCAAACCAGACCCUGAAGUAGAUGAGAUCCAGUCUGUCUGUAGAAGACCAUUCUUUUGCUAUAGUGAAUGCAAUGAGGAUAUUAAGAAAUGUUGAGAAUGAUAUUAAUUCUAAAAAAAAUGUUUAUGUUUAAGAAAGCUGGCCAGGCAAGGACAGAACCAUUGUUGUGUUUUUUUUUCCAUUUAGGUUUGAUGGUCCACCUUUUAUAAAAUAGAUAAAUAGUUAGUUUAAACUCUGUAAUUGAUCAGUACCAAAACCAAGAUCAACAAAUCAACAAAAUCCAGUUAUAUCUUUUAUAUGAGUUUGGGCAAUCUGUGUAAUCUUGAUUAUAUUAUUUUGCCUGUCUAUGGUAGUAUGUUAAGUCCCGCUGACUCAAAGACUGACUAACCCAACUCAGAACCUGCUGUUAGACAAAGAUAGCUUCAGGACUUAGCCAAAGGUUUAACAGACCAAGUGCUUUUCCUGUAAUCUGAGGUGAGACUUGUCCAAUAACAUUUAAAUAACUGGCUAAAUUAACAGAAAGAGGUCAAAGGUGGAUACAGGUGAGGAUUCUGGUGUUCUCCAUGUUUUCAGUGAGCUGUCAGUAGCGCACAUCUGCAGAAGAGCAGAGGACUGUUGCUUGGCCAUGGUGGUCUAAUUAAAGACAGUUAAAGACAGAGUAUGGGUAUUCUAAAUGUACAGGUGACCUUUUUGACUUACCUUUUGACCAUUACCGAGAUUUGCCUGACCAUGACUCGAACUCUUGACAGCACCAGUAACAAGGCUUUUACAUGACACUUCCCACAACACACACAUCAGGAUGAAGCUCUUGUGACUAACCUCAAUGCCAUGCCUAUAUAUUUUAACAGUUUUCUUUGAAUUCUGCUUCCAUCUGUUGUGUAUGUUUUGGUUUGCAUAGGGCUUAGUGGUAAUAGUAAUUUGUGUUAAUGUGUUGAAGUUCAUAUGCUCUUUUUAUUUCUUGGUAGUUUUAUUCAACUUUAAAUAAACCAUUAAGACAGAUGAACUUGG